Messenger RNA from Carlito syrichta (Philippine tarsier), 1630 nucleotides. RefSeq names its product CCR4-NOT transcription complex subunit 11 (gene CNOT11). Bases 1 to 1611 code for a protein of 536 amino acids. The transcript has 10 exons. The record is from RefSeq and is a predicted model, not a curated record. Gene Ontology annotation, biological process: mRNA catabolic process; negative regulation of translation. NCBI's taxonomy places the organism in Eukaryota, Metazoa, Chordata, Mammalia, Primates, Tarsiidae. Gene Ontology annotation, cellular component: CCR4-NOT complex.
AUGGCGGCCUGCCAGGUCCAGCUCUGGAAGGCGCCUUACAAAGGGCCAGCCCUCGUCGAAGCCUGGGCCAAGCUUGCCUCGGGAUCUGCUCUUGGGCCCCUGACUACCGGACCAAAACCCAGGCCUCUCAAGCAUGACCAGUAUCAACCCAUUGAAUACUUGGUGCAUGGUGACCGGGACCCCCCUCAGGGUCUCCAAGACAUUUGCAGGCGGUCAACAAGGAAGUCACAGCAGUCACCUCCACCUGAUUGCAACACCUCCAAGGGAAAGGAUUUACGCCGGGGCUUGGGGGAGCUACAGGGCGACACUCAGCUAGAGUUGGGGGCCUGCUUCCUGUCUGUGGGAAGCAUUGCCCUGGAGAUCGCGAAGGGGCGAGCUUUCAUCUGCGGCUGCACGGACCCAGAAGGGCCGGCCGUCCAGCCGGCGGCCGCGGCAGAGCGAGAACUGAGAUUUUUACCUCCUAUAACUCCACCAGAAAAGUUUUUUCUUUCCCAGCUGAUGCUGGCACCCCCAAGGGAACUCUUCAAAAAGACACCUCGCCAGAUUGCCUUGAUGGAUGUCGGGAACAUGGGCCAGUCUGUGGACAUUAGUGGGCUUCAGUUAGCCUUGGCUGAACGCCAGUCUGAAUUGCCAACACAAAGUAAAGCUAGCUUCCCUAGUAUUCUCAGUGACCCAGACCCGGAUUCUUCUAAUUCUGGAUUUGACAGCUCAGUUGCCUCUCAGAUCACAGAAGCUUUAGUCAGUGGACCAAAACCACCUAUUGAAAGCCAUUUUCGGCCAGAGUUUAUUCGUCCACCACCUCCACUUCACAUCUGUGAGGAUGAACUGGCUUGGCUAAAUCCCACUGAGCCUGACCACACAAUUCAAUGGGAUAAAUCAAUGUGUGUUAAGAAUAGCACUGGUGUGGAGAUCAAGCGAAUAAUGGCUAAGGCCUUCAAAAGCCCCUUAUCUUCUCCCCAGCAAACACAGCUCCUUGGUGAGUUGGAAAAAGACCCCAAACUUGUAUAUCAUAUUGGCCUCACUCCAGCCAAACUUCCUGACCUUGUGGAAAACAACCCUCUGGUCGCCAUAGAAAUGUUGCUAAAAUUAAUGCAGUCAAGCCAGAUCACUGAGUAUUUCUCCGUCCUGGUCAACAUGGACAUGUCCUUACAUUCAAUGGAAGUUGUAAAUCGACUGACUACAGCUGUUGAUCUACCUCCUGAAUUUAUUCACCUUUAUAUAUCAAAUUGCAUCUCUACUUGUGAACAAAUUAAGGAUAAAUAUAUGCAGAAUCGCUUGGUGCGUCUUGUAUGUGUUUUCCUCCAAUCCUUGAUCCGUAACAAAAUUAUUAAUGUACAGGACUUGUUUAUAGAAGUGCAAGCAUUCUGUAUUGAAUUCAGUCGGAUACGAGAAGCUGCAGGUCUUUUCCGGUUGUUGAAGACAUUGGAUACUGGGGAGACACCUUCUGAGACCAAACUGUCCAAGAAAAACAUCAGCCAGUGCUUUGGGAGGCAGUAUCAUACCAGUGGGAUCAGCAUCCUCGGUGCGGGUUUGAGAAGUACCAGCGCAAGGUGGCACUUAUGUGGGCCCUUAACCUUUCAUGUAACUUUGGACAACAGUGCCUUCCAUUAAAGUUCUUUUUUAAAAUCAA